UUUGCGGAGAGCAUCUAUAUUUAUUGAGUGAUUUUUUUAAAAAAGUUUAAAAUGUGCGCUCUUGCAAUUAAGAAACAUGUGUUUGUUGCAGUAUUAUGUGGAUUAAUGGUGCAGUACGUUUUGAGUCAAAUAGCGGGAUACAUACCUGGACAAGAUUAUCCAAUUUACCACGAAGUGCCCCAAGGACUAUCUUUCAGAUGUGAUCAGAGAUUACCUGGAUAUUACAGCGACCCCGAAGCACAAUGUCAAGUAUGGCAUUGGUGUUUACCUAAUGGUCAGAAAUAUAGCUUUCUUUGUCCCAAUGGAACAGUUUUCAACCAGUUUGCUAGAGUUUGCGACUGGUGGUUCAAUGUAGAUUGUGCAGCAACUCCCAACUAUUAUGGAAUAAACGAGGAUCUCUACAGGAUACCCCCCUACACAAAUAAACAGAAUCAAGAAUAGUAGUGGAUACCUCCAUCAAAUCUUUGAAUUAUGUACAGAAGUGUAAUUAACUUAUUUAUAUUUUUUUAAAUACACAUUUUUCAAUGGAAAAUAUUUUUUAUGAAAUAAAUACAUUUUACGAUCAA
Molecule: messenger RNA, 566 nt
Organism: Leptinotarsa decemlineata (Colorado potato beetle)
Lineage: Eukaryota; Metazoa; Arthropoda; Insecta; Coleoptera; Chrysomelidae
Gene: Cpap1-f
Product: cuticular protein analogous to peritrophins 1-F
Cellular component (GO): extracellular region
Molecular function (GO): chitin binding
Source: RefSeq, a predicted model, not a curated record